Mirounga angustirostris (Northern elephant seal) is the source of this 2305-nucleotide messenger RNA. RefSeq names its product alpha-L-fucosidase 1 (gene FUCA1). Bases 400 to 1671 code for a protein of 423 amino acids. Gene Ontology annotation, molecular function: alpha-L-fucosidase activity. Lineage: Eukaryota; Metazoa; Chordata; Mammalia; Carnivora; Phocidae. Gene Ontology annotation, cellular component: lysosome. The record is from RefSeq and is a predicted model, not a curated record. The transcript is spliced from 8 exons. Gene Ontology annotation, biological process: glycoside catabolic process; fucose metabolic process.
GCGGGUCCUGUGAUUUGCCUCCCGAAGGAUGCAGACCUGAAUGUGGCACGACUGAUCGAUCACGCGAAGGAGGCGCGUCUGCUUGAGGGUUAGAAAACAGUAAAGGUUUUCGGGGAGGUGGUGGGCUGGAAAGCCCUCGGUGUCUACGCCUGUAUAUCGAGACGGUCGAGCUGUGUGAUACCUAAUGUCCCUUCCAGGUCAUCAAGACAAUCAGGAUUCCAGAAUUUUCAUCCACUGGUCUGGCGUUUUGUCACCUCCCUGCAGCCUCCUUCCAUGGUGAUACAAAGGGGUUGUAUUAGUUCCUUUCAGCUCUAACGUCUCCCAGAGGAAAAGGGAGGGAAAGAAAGUGCGCAGUAUAUUUGGACAACGGGACCGAUUCUCACUCACCUGCUCUUCUCAAUGCCUUGCACACAGAGAGUGCCCAAGAGAUGUUUGAACUAUUUUGAGAGCUGUCUAAGCUUGCGUGCGGAGGAUUCAGAGAAGAAAGUGUGGCGUGGCGUGCUGAAGUGGGGAAGGGAGAGGCUGUUGAAGGCUGGGGCCAAUCCGGAAGGACUAAUCCUCGAGGGCAGUAUGUUGUCAGAUGUGAAGUCGGAGAAUGGUUGCCCCCAGCUUCUAGAAGAGUUAGCUUGGCGGCCAGGAGGGAAGCGGGUUGGAGGAGGGUAUGUAGUCCUAACGACAAAGCACCACGAAGGCUUCACAAACUGGCCAAGCCCUGUAUCUUGGAACUGGAACUCUAAGGAUGUGGGUCCCCAUCGUGAUUUGGUGGGUGAGUUGGGAAAAGCCCUCCGGAAGAGGAACAUACGUUACGGACUCUAUCACUCACUUUUAGAAUGGUUCCACCCACUCUACCUACUUGAUAAGAAAAAUGGCUUCAAAACACAGUAUUUUGUCCGUGCAAAAACAAUGCCAGAGCUAUAUGACCUUGUUAACAGGUAUGAACCUGACUUGCUUUGGUCUGAUGGAGAGUGGGAAUGUCCUGAUACUUACUGGAACUCUACGGUGUUUCUUUCUUGGCUCUACAAUGAUAGCCCAGUCAAGGAUCAGGUAGUGGUAAAUGACCGGUGGGGUCAGAAUACUUCCUGUCACCAUGGAGGAUACUACAACUGUCAAGAUAAAUUCAAGCCAGAGAUCUUGCCAGAUCACAAGUGGGAAAUGUGUACCUCCAUAGACAAGAUCUCCUGGGGCUUUCGUCGUAACAUGGUGAUGGGGGACAUUGCAAGUGACUGUGAAAUCAUUUCGGAACUGGUUCAGACCGUGAGCUUGGGAGGCAACUACCUUCUCAAUAUUGGACCAACUAAAGAUGGACUGAUUGUUCCCAUCUUCCAAGAAAGACUUCUUGCUGUUGGGAAGUGGCUGAACAUCAAUGGGGAGGCUAUCUAUGCCUCUAAACCAUGGAGGAUACAACUGGAAAGGAACACGACGUCCGUGUGGUAUACCUCAAAAGGAACAGCUCUUUAUGCCAUUUUCCUGCACUGGCCAGAAAAUGGAGUCUUAAACCUUGUAUCCCCUGUAACUACCUCGACUACACAGAUAACAAUGCUGGGGAUCCAGAAAGAUCUGAAGUGGUCCACAGGUCCAGAAGAAGGUCUGCUCAUUUAUCUGCCCCAGUUACCACUCUUUACUCUGCCAGUUGAGUUUGGUUGGACUAUCAAGCUGACAGGAGUGCAUUGAUCAUUGGAGUUCAGGCAGAACUGCCUCCUAUUUGCUGCUUUGGUUUUCCUCUUAUAGCACCGUCAUUGUAAUAAACUACUUCUCUACUCAGCGAUGGCUUUUCCAACACAUUUUAAUCAAAGGAACUGAGUGCAUUAUACUGAUGUCUCAAUGGAUCAGAGAUCUGAGAUCCAUUGCUAGCAUACCUCUCCCUGAUCAGCAGGAGGCAUAACCAGUUAAGCUCUGAAUUCAUCCUUCUAUUCCUAACCUGGGAAAUUAUCUAUCCCGGAAACUUCCCUCCAUUUUCUAUGUUUGAAACCUGUCUCCUUAAUCAAUGACUUCAGAUAAGGAAUGAGCCAAGUCACCCUAUUGCCUAUGGAAGGAGGUGAAAAGGAUUUGGCAAGUUCAACCAUACGCUGUGUUUUUAGCAUCAGUUGUCACCAGCACCACUCGGAGAGGAAGAGAACCUGGAAGGGAAGGAAAAGGCUUGCUAGGGCUGCUAGUGAUCAGCCCUUUGGAAGUUUCCAAAGCAAACUAGGGGCUCAGAAAGUCAGUCUGUUUACAGUGAUCUUAUGAAGAAAAGGAAUGUGAUUCUGCCCUGCUUUUUAAAAUAUCAAAUAAAUAAAUUUUUAUGUCAGAUCGUUUCUACCAAAAA